This is a messenger RNA of Astyanax mexicanus (Mexican tetra), 3597 nucleotides long. RefSeq names its product C-type lectin domain family 4 member E. NCBI's taxonomy places the organism in Eukaryota, Metazoa, Chordata, Actinopteri, Characiformes, Acestrorhamphidae. The transcript is spliced from 5 exons. Gene Ontology annotation, molecular function: D-mannose binding; fucose binding. The coding region runs from base 1078 to 1674 and encodes 198 amino acids. Gene Ontology annotation, cellular component: external side of plasma membrane. The record is from RefSeq and is a predicted model, not a curated record. Gene Ontology annotation, biological process: biological process involved in interspecies interaction between organisms.
GCUGCUUUCUUACGCAAGUCUCUGGGUUAUUUAAAGAAAAAAAAAACAGGAAGUCACAGGACUUAUCCAGCACCGCAUGAUUACAUCUGAGACACACUCACACACUUACACACUCAAAGACGAAGAGUUCGGUGGUUUUUGAGUCUUCUAUCAGAGGUAAGUACUUUUCUCUUUUCUUCAGAAGGUAAAAAGCAGAAAAAAUGACAAAUCGCAAGAAUCUGAACCCCCCCUAUGAGGUCUCCAAUACAUAUUGUGGGCUGUUCACACUUUUAGACACACUGGAGGAUUUUCCAACAUAAACGUUUAACUAGUCCACUCCUCCAAAAAACUUCAUUUAGUUUUUGUUUUUUUAAGCGUGUGUUUUGGGUCAUUGUCCUGCUGCAGAACCCAAGUACAGUUCUGAGCUUGAGGUCACAAACUGAUGGCCGGACUGAUGAUUCUCCUUUAGGAUUGUCUGGUAAACAGACAAAAUUAAAUAAAUCUUGCUCUGGGUUCUUUUGUUUGGGACCUCCUGGAUGAGUUGUUCAUGCCCUUUUGGAGUAAUUUCGGUCGGCCGGUCACUCCUUGGAAGGUUCACCAGUGUUCUGGAGUCCCAAAGCUUUAAAAAUGACUUCAUAACCUUUUCCAGACUGAUAGAUGAUCAGUGACUUUCUUUGUUUUCUCAUCUGUUUUUGAGUUUCUUCAGAUUGAGUAUAAUGUGUUGCUUUUUAAGAUCGUUUAUCUGCUUCAUGUUGUCAGACAGGUUCUAUUUAAGUGAUUUCUUGAUUCUACAGGUCUGGUAGUAAUCAGGUCUGGUUGUGGUUAGUAGUGAAAUUGAACUCUGCUUUUCAAAAAGUGUGAUUAAUCACAGUUAAUUCAGGAGGUGAUUACUUUUUUAAAAUAGGGCCGAGUUGAUUUGGAUUUACUUUUUUAACCUAAUAAAUAAAAUCAACAUUUAAAAUCAGCUUUUUGUAUUUAAUUAGGUUAUGGUUUAGCUAGUCACGUAUUAACAUUUCUAUUUACAGGACUUCAAGCUAAUUAAUCAACACUCAUUGUUAUUAAUUAUUAGGUUCCAGUGCUGCAGAGUUCCAGUGCAUCAUGGCUGUGAAUAUAAAAAUGGACAUUCGGAAUGAACCUUUUUGGAACCAGGAAGCAGAGAGAGUGAGCAGAAGCUCUGGAUUACAUGAUAGACAUGCUCAGUACAGAAGGCUGUUCAGGAUGGCUGUACUGUGUCUGGGUGUGAUGUGUAUUCUUCAGGCAUCUCUGAACAUUGCUCUGAGACUCUACUAUGAAACAACAAAAGACGAAUGGAGGGUCUUCAACUCCAGUGUUUAUCAAAUCUUUUUUGAGGAGAAGACCUGGACUGAGAGCAGAGACGACUGUAUAGAGAAAGGAGGAGACCUGCUGAUCAUCAACAGCAGAGAAGAACAGGAGUUCAUCUUUAAAGAGUUCGGCAGAUCCGACGCUUGGAUUGGUCUGACGGAUGCAGUAAAAGAGGGGGUCUGGAAAUGGGUGGACGGUUCAGAACCGACCGUUAAGUUCUGGUGGAGAGGUGAGCCUAAUAGUUAUGCAGGAAAUGAGGACUGUGUUAUAAGUGACUUCAGGUUUGCUAAAUCUGCUGUAUUUUCAUGGGCAGAUUAUCCCUGUAAUUACACUGGAUCCUGGAUCUGCGAGAAACAAAGGACUGUAUAUUAACUGUAUAUAAACGUCUUGUUUAAGAUCAUCUACAGCAUCUCAGUCAGAUUUUAACUAGGUCACUCCAAAACCUUCAUUCAGUUUUUAUGUUUAAUCCAUUAAGAAGUAAACUUGUUUGUGAGCUUUGGGUCAUUGUCCUGCUGCAGAACCAAAGUACACCUGAGCUUGAGGUCAUGAACAGAUGGCUGGAUAUUCUCCUUCAGGAUUGUGUGGUAAACAACAGAAUUCCUGCUUCCAUCUAUUACAGCAAGUUGUCCAGCAGCCCCAGACAUCACACACACUACCACCACCAUGUUUUACAUUCAGUAUGAUGCUCUUUUUCUGAAAUUAUGUGUUAGUAGUUUUACACCAGAUGAAACUGAACAAACAGCUUCCAAAAAGUUCCACUUUUGUCUCGUCAGUCCAAAGAAUAUUUACCCAAAGUUUUGGAGAUCAUCAGGAUGUUUGUUGGUAAAUGUGAGACUGUGGGUGGUUGUGUUCUUCUGUUUUUGGUCAGCAGUGUUUUUUAUCUUGGAAUUCUCCCCACGGAGACCAUUUUCACCCAGUCUCUUUCUUAUUAUUGAAUCAUUAACUUUGAAUCAUUAUCUUAAUUGAGGCGAGUGAGACCUGCAGUUCUUUAAAUGUUGUUCUGGGUUCUUUUGUUUGGGACCUCCUGGAUGAGUUGUUCAUGCCCUUUUGGAGUAAUUUCGGUCGGUCGGUCGGCCGGUCACUCCUGGGAAGGUACACCAGUGUUCCAUGUUGUUUUCUCCAUUAGUGAAUAAUAAUAGCUCUCACUGUGGUUCUCUGAAGUCUCAAAGCUUUUGAAAUGACUUUUUAACCUUUUCCAGACUGAUAGAUGAUCAAUGACUUUGUUUUCUCAUCUGUUUUUGAUUUUCUUCAGAUCAGGGUAUAAUAUGUUGCUUUUUGAGAUCUUUUAGCUGCUUCAUGUUGUCAGACUGGUUGUAUAUUUAAGUGGUUUCUUGAUUCUACACGUCUGGCAGUAAUCAGGUCUGGUUGUGGUUAGUAGUGAAAUUGAACUCAACUUUCCAAAAAGCGUGAUCAAUCACAGAUAUUUUUUCACAAAGUGCUAAAUUGGUUUGGAUGUUUUUUUUUCCUUUAAUAAAUAAAAAUAUAAUUUAAAAAGUGACGUCUAUUUUUACUCAAGCUAUAUUUGUCUAAUAUUAAAAUUUGUUUGAUAAUCUGAAAAAUUGUCAUUUUUUUCAGAUUUGUGGAAAAUAAAGAACAACAUUUUUAUUUAUUGUGUGGAAAAAGUGAAGACAUGCCUUAACAACUCGUAUUCUUUCCCCCAUUUGCUGAAAUAACCUUAGUUUAGUUCCAUCUUAGACAUAACCAUCUUACCAGCCUCAAUAUCCUCAGGAAGAAAGAUUUUCCUACUCCUCCAUGCUGUAUUCUUUCAGCUGGGUGAUUUAUGAGUGGAAUUCGAUGCGGAAUUCACAGCUCGUUUCAAAUCUGAAUCAAGAUCUGGAUCUGUUCUUUGACUUUCUAGGACUCUUAGUUUUCUUUCUGUCUAGCUAUUCAUUCUGAAUAGCAUUUACUGGAAUGUUUUUUGGGUCAUUUUCAUGUUGCAUGGUCCACUGCAACUUCUGUUCCUCAAGACCCUCUGAUACAGGUCUAACCAUGUGCCAUAUCCAUUGAGGCCAGCAGAGGGAGCCAUUACUCUAAUAUUUUGGACAAAAAAGGCAAUAUAAAAAUCCAAAUAAAGAAAUUUGAAACAUUUGAACCAAUAUUUGAUAAAAUAGUCUAGUUCUGUAGUUUAAUGUGCCAGAAAAAUAAACCUCUGUAAAUUCUUUUCAACUGCAGUUUUGAUGUUCAUCAUUCCACAAAGUUAUAAAUAUCAGCUUUUUAUGAAAGACUAUUAAAUAAAGAGUUAAAUAUAUAUAUAAUAUUCAUUUCUAAAGCUUUGGAACUCUAGAGGACCACAGG